CUGCAAGGGAGCGCGUUUUCUUGAUCGCCGGGAGCGCGGCUACCCUGCCGGAGGAAAGGUCUCGGCUUUCUUUUGAAGCGCGCUCGAUCGGGGCAAUGCAGAAAAGCCUCCGGCGAUGGAUCGCUCUCUCCGGUAACAGUUUUCCUUUUCUAGUCUUUAGCCCAGACCGUGGCGAGAGCUUCUCCAGCUCUCGUAGUCUGUCCCUUUGGGAUCUUUGCGUUCUUGUGGCACUUGAUUUCCAGGACGUCCCCUACGCAAGGAUAGAUCGGUGCUGCCGGGGAGACACUGUCCGGAUUCCGGAAGCUCGACGAGAACGAAUCGAGCAGCAAAGCCGAGAUAGGUGGCGGACUGCUCAGCUGAUUUCUUUUACCGACCAGCAGUAUUUAUACGAAGCGGCUUUUAGAGUGUGAAGUUUGAGCCACGACGACCAUGGUUUCUUCGUCUUUUACCUCACGACAGGAAGCUCUUCUUGGGACUGCGACACGUCUGAUAGAGAACGCGGGGAAUUUUUUUUUUCCGGCUACUCGUUGCCAAUGUACGAACCAAAGAGAAGCGAGAAGCUGGUUUUACACAUUAAUGAGGCUUGAAGGACGCGAUUGGAGCUCUCUGUGGUGGAAAAGUCACACUUGAAUGCAAUGUAAGUUUCUCUUGUUCUUUUCUUUAGUUCUUCUCACUGUACGAGGUGCUGGCGCGAGGAUAAAGCGGAAAUGGACACUAGAGUAUGAGAAGAGGAACCGGUGCUCACGAUCCAAACAUGAGUGAGCUGAACUCACACCUGGAUAUCAAAGUUCUCGAGAGCUUGACUUCCCAGGAUCAAGGAGAGAAGUUCGCGUCCCAGAUAACGGACAUCACAAAACGAUGCUUAUUUCCUGGUCCUGGGAAGAAUUUGCGAGCUUGUGGAGACGAAGGAAUACGUCACGAGCAAAAAACGCGGACCAGAUCAAGGCUGAAGCCUCCGACAUCAGCGACUGAGGAUGGCGAGGCAACGAAGAGCUCCAGCGAAGCGGUUCCAAAGUCAAGGCAGCAGGAAAAGCGUUUCCACAACGCAGUGCCAGAGGCUUCCAAAGACUUCCCAGAGAAGUCUCAUCCAGAUCAACGUAGCUACCAAAAGCCUCGGGAAUCAAGAGCAAGACAUCAGAUCUGCUCUGCUCAAUGAUCUCAAGACGUGCUUGUGGUGGAACGUUGUUUACUGCGUCGGCUACGACAAGUUCAGUGAGGAGGAAUGACGAGGAUCAUGCCUUCUGUAAGAUCAAGCUCAAAUGUCAUGGUGACGUCCAGAUGCGGAUACGAUCGA
Molecule: messenger RNA, 1294 nt
Organism: Selaginella moellendorffii
Lineage: Eukaryota; Viridiplantae; Streptophyta; Lycopodiopsida; Selaginellales; Selaginellaceae
Exons: 5
Coding region: 722-1156 (144 amino acids)
Source: RefSeq, a predicted model, not a curated record